This is a messenger RNA of Sordaria macrospora k-hell, 1617 nucleotides long. RefSeq lists its product as uncharacterized. Gene Ontology annotation, biological process: mitochondrial tRNA threonylcarbamoyladenosine modification. NCBI's taxonomy places the organism in Eukaryota, Fungi, Ascomycota, Sordariomycetes, Sordariales, Sordariaceae. The record is from RefSeq and is a predicted model, not a curated record. Gene Ontology annotation, cellular component: mitochondrion.
AUGCAUAUCGCCAGGACUCACCCGGACCAGGACGUCCCUCAAUACAUCACGCCGAUCAAGCGCCGCCCCACAGAACUUCUGACCUUGGCCAUCGAGACAUCUUGCGAUGACACAUGCGUCGCCCUCCUUAAGAGCUACGACAGCAAUGAGAACCCCAAGAAGGAACCCGAGAUGGUGGCCCACCUGCUCUUCAACAAAAAAAUCACUUCGGACCAGCGCCAAUUCGGCGGUGUCCACCCGGCCGUCGCCGUCGAGUGGCAUCAGCGCCAUCUCGCAACCCUGGUCCAGGAAGCCAUCCAACAUAUUCCCGAAGCUGGUCCCUCAGGCAACCAAUCUUACCAGACAAUGAGAAAGCCCAAGCAACACAUCAAGCCGGACCUCAUCGCCGUCACCCGGGGGCCCGGCAUGCCCACCAGCUUGGCCACCGGCAUGGAAGUAGCCAAGGGUCUCGCUCUGGCCUGGGGAAUCCCGAUCGUGGGCGUCCAUCACAUGCAAGCGCACGCUCUGACGCCGCAGCUCGUCGAAGCUCUCGAACGCUCCGCUGCUCCCAGCCUCGCAUCAUCCCCAUGGGCACAGCGCCAACAGCCCGAACAACAGCAAGCAGCAGCAUCGAAGAAGCAAGAAGAGGCUCAGCACCCCAGUCUCGACUAUCCCUACCUCAACCUUCUCGUCUCCGGCGGCCACACGCAGCUGGUCUACUCUGCCUCUCUCACUUCACAUCUGAUCCAGUGCACAACCGAUAACAUCGCGCUAGGCGACAUGCUCGACAAAGCCGCGCGCAAGAUCUUGCCCGCUUCGGUCCUGGAAUCAGGCCAAAACGUCAUGUACGCCGCCGCGCUGGAGCGCUUCGCCUUCCCCAGGUUCCCUGCGGGUGCCGACGAGAGGGAGUACAACUUCAAGUACACUCCGCCGGCCACGCGGGCCGCCGAGAUCGAGCCGCACAACUCGCCCUACGGCUGGCACCUCUCGCCGCCUCUGUACGCCUCUAGGAGGAUGGAGUAUAACUUUACCGGGCUGGGAUCGCAAGCGCAGCGCAUCGCCGACACGCUGGACAGUUUCUCUUCGUACGAGAAUCCCCGGGACCAGGUCCUUUCGCGGGAGGUCUCCCCGGAGGAGGGGUCCGACAAUGGGUCCGCCCUGGCUCCUUCGGCCACCUCGGACGACUCCAACACCCCUCUCCUCUCGCCGGCCCUCGAUGAAAAAGACCAGAUCGAGCAGCGCCGCUACCUGGCCCGCGCGGUCAUGCAGUUGGCUUUCGAGCACCUCGCCUCGCGCAUCGUCAUGGUGCUCCAGCAGCAGGCCAAGCACUCGGGUGAAGCCCAAAAGGUUAAGACGCUCGUGGUGUCGGGCGGCGUGGCGAGCAAUCAGUUUCUGAGGCAUGUGCUGAGGCGCGUGCUGGAGGUACGCGGGUUCGGACAUAUUCGGAUUAUGGCUCCGCCUGUGAACCUGUGUACGGACAACGCGGCCAUGAUUGCGUGGACGGGGUCCGAGAUGUACAGGGCCGGGUGGGUGAGCAAGCUGGAUAUGUUGCCAAUUAAGAAGUGGAGCAUGAGCUCGACAGGCGAGCAGGGCGGGAUCUUGGGGACGGAAGAGAAGCCCUUUUAUGUGAGGCGUUGA